Molecule: messenger RNA, 1239 nt
Organism: Drosophila ananassae
Lineage: Eukaryota; Metazoa; Arthropoda; Insecta; Diptera; Drosophilidae
Gene: mRpS22
Product: 28S ribosomal protein S22, mitochondrial
Exons: 1
Coding region: 1-1182 (393 amino acids)
Cellular component (GO): mitochondrial small ribosomal subunit
Molecular function (GO): structural constituent of ribosome
Source: RefSeq, a predicted model, not a curated record
AUGCACCUGGUGAGGCAAAUAAGGCAGCUUAAUGGCCUCCAAGGCCUGCGGCAUGCCCUGCGCCAGGUGUCUACCGCCCCAACGAAGCCCGCCACACUGAAGUACGAGCGAGAUCCGCAGCCGCUUUUUACAGACGCAGAGACCCAAAAGCUGCUCCAGUCCAUGACGCAACUGCACUUGGACCGGGUGUUCCGCAAGCGCACAGUACCGGACAACAGCAGCGAAAUCAAGUUCAUGACCACCGAGCAGCUAGAGUUGGAAUUCCAGAGCAUGGUGGAGAAAGCACAGCACAUGCUCCAGAUGCCUCCAGUUGUUAAGAUAAAGGAGGAUGUGGAUCGCAUUAUAGCCAAGGAUCCAGCCCUGAAAGAUUUUGCUGACACAAAGUUCGUGUUUACGGACAUCACAUUUGGUCGUCGGCAGUCGGAACGCAAGGUAGUUGUGCGGGAAACGGAUGGCACUCUGGCAUACGCCUCCCUGGACACCACCAAGCGGAUGAACCAGCUUUACUUUCCUUUAGAUGGCCGCCAAUCGUAUACACCCCGCAUGUUCGCGUUGGAGGAGCUCAUAGCCAAAUGUCUGACGGAGCAUAAAUACGAGUACGUGAUGGACAGGCUAUUGGUGCAAUAUGAGCCCCAUGAACCGGAGUUCCACAAUAUUUCCGCACGAGUAUUUGAACACCUGAACGAAUCAAAGCAGUUCGAUCUGCUGCGAUCCACUCGUCACUUCGGUCCAAUGGCAUUCUUCUACGCCUGGCAUCGGUGCAUUGACGAUCUUUUGUACGACAUGAUCCGCCGAGACUACCUACAGAAUGCCGUGGAGCUUAUUGCCUUGAGCUACAAAAUUCACAACGUGCCGGUAGAGUACCAGGAAACGCUGGCCAAAUUAGAUGCUCUCCAUCCCACGCCUGCCCAAAGUGCUCUGACGGAGCUGAGGAGUGGAAUGCGACAGCCCGAAGGGCAACAAGGAAUCGAGCAAGAGAUCCACUCUGCAAUUGGCAAGACGGAGAAGGACUUUACUGCCGACGAGAUUAGUCUUCAGUUCAUCGAGCAAUACAUAGCCAGCGAACAUGCCCUAAAGAAGGUUCAACUGGAACUUGCGGUGCAGACCCUCAAGGAAGUAAACCAGGAAAAACUACAGCUGUUCCAGGGACUGAAGAAGGCUCAUGGAAUCCAAGCGUCGUAGAAGCUCGUCUUUAUUGUUACUAAUUUUUAUAUGCUAAUAAAUAAGCCUUAGGUCGAA